AUGAAAACAGGACGAUCAAAGCUUAUGUUAAAACUUGUGGAAGAAACAAGCAAAAAUUCGAAAAGUACGGGUUUUACUCAUGAAGAGCGCAUGGAUGAGGAGGACUGCAUACCAGGGACUCCAGAAUGCCAUUCGCCAUUACCUCCAGGAGCACGCAACGUAAUAGAAGAGAUGAACGACAUUUGUGAAGAUGUCUUUUCAGAUGACGUACACGGAACAAGCGAAAUCAUAAAAUCAACAAAUGAAAAUAUGGACUCGAACAUACCAUCAUCUACUUGUGUUCUUGAAGAAGAUCUUUUUAUGGCCGUGUAUGAAAAUGCAUCCUCACCACAUUUACUCGCGUCAGAAAAUCAGCAUGGUGUCGUGUCCCUCUUAAAUAUCACCUCAGCUCUAACCCCUUUAAAUACUUCUACCCUGAUAUCAGACCUGUCACCUUUCCCGCAACCGAUUACCCCGACUGUUGACAACAAUGGACAAACACCUAUGCCAUCACCAGUAAAAACUCAUGGUGAGGUAUGUGUAAUGACUUUUUUUGUUCCACUCACGAUGGUGCAGACAUAG
Molecule: messenger RNA, 561 nt
Organism: Parnassius apollo (apollo)
Lineage: Eukaryota; Metazoa; Arthropoda; Insecta; Lepidoptera; Papilionidae
Source: the annotation of a GenBank genome assembly